AUGUCCACCAAUGUCGGUGCAUGGAUGAUCGCCUGCAUUGGUGACACUAGUGCUGGCGGGGUUGUUGGCGAAGCUGGUGAUGAGACUGCCGGAGUUAUGGCAGCCGGGGCCUUCAUUGGUGAUGUGGCGAACUCCAACGGGGCCUGUGCGGCGGCCGAGGGCGCCGCGCCCGUGCUGUCCAUCGAGGGCGACGUGGCGGAGAGCGUCGGCAUCAGGCUGCCGCCGUGGAACAGGGGGCCGUCCACCCCGCCGUAG
This is a messenger RNA of Miscanthus lutarioriparius, 255 nucleotides long. The record is from the annotation of a GenBank genome assembly. NCBI's taxonomy places the organism in Eukaryota, Viridiplantae, Streptophyta, Magnoliopsida, Poales, Poaceae.